This is a messenger RNA of Guillardia theta CCMP2712, 1209 nucleotides long. RefSeq lists its product as hypothetical. The transcript is spliced from 8 exons. Lineage: Eukaryota; Cryptophyceae; Pyrenomonadales; Geminigeraceae. Gene Ontology annotation, molecular function: dihydrofolate synthase activity; tetrahydrofolylpolyglutamate synthase activity; ATP binding. The record is from RefSeq and is a predicted model, not a curated record. Gene Ontology annotation, biological process: folic acid-containing compound biosynthetic process. The coding region runs from base 1 to 1209 and encodes 402 amino acids. Gene Ontology annotation, cellular component: cytoplasm.
AUGUCGACUACGAGGGAGGGAGAGGAGGAGUUCCUAGAUAGGCUCGAGGCCGGACGCCCAGGCGUCGAGCUGGGGCUUGACAAGUCUGUGCGUCUCCUAGAGAAGUUGGGAUUGCCGCAGAGAGAGCUGAGGGUGAUGCACGUCGGGGGGACCAACGGGAAGGGAAGCGUCUGCGCCAUGAUGUCUUCAGUGCUACAAGCAGCCGGGUACUCCGUCGGCGUGUUCAGCUCCCCCCAUCUCCACCACUGGUCGGAGGCCGUGACGGUGAACGGGAUGGUGGACGUGGAGGCGUGGAGGAGAGCGGUGGGUAAGGUACAGCAGCAGCUCGUGCAGGAUGGAGAGGACGGCAAGUUCACUGCCUUCGAGGCGGCUUGCGCUGCCAUGUGGGUCCAGCUAGCAGAGAGGCAGGUGGACUACGCGCUGAUCGAGGUUGGGGUGGGGGGUCGACUGGACGCCACCAACGUGUGCGAGGAGGUGGAAGUAAGCAUCAUCACCAGCGUCGGGCUGGACCAUCAGGACCUGCUCGGCGAGACCGUCGCUGCCAUCGCCGAGCAGAAGAGCGGCAUCAUGAAGAAAGCGUGCCCCUCCGUCGUCUCCUCCACCCUCCCCGAAGACGCCAUGUCGGACCCGAUGACUGGAAGCAUGCUUGAGUUCGAGCUGUCGCUCCACGGUGACUUCCAGCUGUCAAAUGCCGGUACGGCCAUCGCUGCCCUCAAAGCUGUUGCUGCUACUCACUCCCGCCGAGGUACACCGAAGCCUCUGGUGCUGUCGGACGAGCACAUUCGCGAGGGGAUGCGGCGGGCGAGCUGGCCGGGGCGGCUGGAGUGGACCACGUGGCGGGGGAGAAGCAUCCUCCUUGACGGGGCUCACAACAGCGAGGCAGCCGCUGCCCUCCGCUCCUACAUCGACAGCAUCUCCCAUCGCUACCCCAAGGUGCACUGGGUGGUGGGCAUGGCAGAGAGCAAGGACGUGGAAGGGUUCGUUCGCAUCCUCGUUCGGCCCUGCGACGUCGUCGAGGCCGUCAGCGUUCAGUCGCUUCCUCGACGGCACACAGCAGCGUCUCCUGAUCGCAUUCAGAAGGCGGUGACAGCAGCAGGCGCUUGCUGCCAUGUGUCUGCCACGCUCACAGCGGCGCUUGAGCGAGCAUGCGAGGACGAGGACAGUCUCAAGGUGCUGUGCGGGUCGCUUCACCUCAUAGCAGAUUUUUGA